UGAAAAAGUGGGAUAUUGAACUCAGAAAAUCAUAAUUUUUGGUAAGGGUGUAGUCUUUUCAACGGGUUAUUGCGGGAAUCCGCGGACGCGUAAUCUGACGAAAUUUCAGGAGUUUAAUUGAUUCAACCAUCAUGUCCACUUCCAGCAAUGCGGCCAACGUCCAGGAAGACAAGAUGGUCACAACCGUGAGACCAAACCAGUAUGCCUACACCUGGGAAAUACAAAAUUGCAGCACUUGGCUGGCCACGGUCAAAGGCGUCCAGAGUUCCUUCCAGUUUCCGUACGAUGAGAGCGUCACAGAGAAAUGGGUUUUGAAUUUUAAUCCAAAAUCGUCCUCGGAACCUGACUAUUGUUUGUUGGGCUUAGAGAUAGUAAAUACGCCGUUGGAUAGCAAAGCAAAAAUCGAAGUGGAGUUUGAGUUAUCUAUGGAAACUUCCACAGGCUGCAUUAUACAGAAGAGCACUUUCGAGUGCGAUUUUGCGAAAUCUAACACUUGGUCCUAUAGCAAAUUCAUCAAACGUGAAAUGUUGCUCGAGAAGGUGAAGAUUGAUGAUCAACUUUUCAUUAAGUGCAAAAUCGUCACUAAUGCCAAAGUCUCGAAUGAUAAAAAGUUGACGAAGAAACUGCCGGAAACUUUGCCAGGAAGCUUGUCCAACGAUUUGAAAAAUCUCGUCGACGGGGAGAAAUAUGGCGACGUGACCGUACAGGUUGCCGAUCAACGGUUUCUUGCCUACAAAGGAAUACUCUCAGCCCGGAGCUCCGUUUUCGCUUCCAUGUUCGAGCAUGAAAUGCUGGAAACGAUCGAGAACUGCGUAACCAUCGACGAUAUCGAGCCAGAUGUCUUCAGGGAACUGCUCCGGUACAUCUACACGGAUCAACUGACGCCGACCAGCAUGGACAAAAUGGCCCACAAACUGUACACGGCAGCUGAUAAGUAUGACAUCGCAACGUUGAAGAGUCUGUGCCGGCGCCACAUCAUGGCCAAGCUCAGAUGGAAGACCGCGGCGGACACACUGGUGCUGGCGGACAUGCACAACGACCACGAGAUGAAGCAGGAAACGCUGCAGUUUCUCAGUGGUAGCGUCGCCGUCAACGUGACCAAAACGACCGGUUGGAAAACGAUGGUCCAAACCCAUCCUCACCUGGUCAAUGAAACGGUUUGGGCGCUGGCCGCAAAAUUGCCACCCACUUAGGAAAAGGAGAUCUCUGAACAGUAUUCUAAACUAUGUCCCAACAUUAUCUUUUCAAAGUGAAUAAAAAAUAAACUCGAAAUUCUCCUUAAAA
Molecule: messenger RNA, 1284 nt
Organism: Culex pipiens pallens (northern house mosquito)
Lineage: Eukaryota; Metazoa; Arthropoda; Insecta; Diptera; Culicidae
Product: speckle-type POZ protein B-like
Exons: 2
Coding region: 132-1193 (353 amino acids)
Biological process (GO): proteasome-mediated ubiquitin-dependent protein catabolic process; regulation of proteolysis
Cellular component (GO): cytoplasm
Molecular function (GO): ubiquitin protein ligase binding
Source: RefSeq, a predicted model, not a curated record